Micromonas pusilla CCMP1545 is the source of this 1695-nucleotide messenger RNA. Its product is annotated as myb family protein. The record is from RefSeq and is a predicted model, not a curated record. NCBI's taxonomy places the organism in Eukaryota, Viridiplantae, Chlorophyta, Mamiellophyceae, Mamiellales, Mamiellaceae. The transcript has a single exon. Bases 1 to 1695 code for a protein of 564 amino acids.
AUGGCGGCGGUGAUGAACCCUCCCGCGACGAUCGGGGAGAACAACAUGAACGCGGGGAACGUCGUCCACACGAACGCGCUCCUGAACGGCGCGUGCGACGACGACGACAACGAGCUCACGGAGGAGCAGAAGAAGGUCAUCGAAGAGCGACUCAAGGCGCUCCAAGCGCGCUUCAAAGCGUUCGAGGAGAAGACGCUGAAGCAGAAGAUCGACGAGCUCAUCUUAGCGAACGAGGGCAUCGGGCUGACCGAGAAGGAAGCCGAGAUGGCGCUCCGCGUGUGCAACAACAACGAGUUCGAAGCGAGCGACCGCUUGACCGAGGAGGACGAGGGCGAGGCGUUCAUCGCCGCGAUUCGAAGCAUGGUCAGGGACGAGGCGAAAGCGGAGCGGCUCAAGGGUCGGGGCAAGAAGCUCGUGGAGGAGCGCCUGGAGAAGCGUCGGAAACGUCUUCGCCGUCGCCGCGACGUCCCCGACGACUCCGACGACGAGAACGCGCGGUCCGACGACGACGUCUCCGACUGGGAGAGCGACCCGGACGAGGAGCCGGUCCAGGAGGUCGAGCACGGCUUCAGGUACAUCCGACACGCGAAGAAGCACAGCAUGAACGGGCAAAAGCGCUUACGUUUGGACGACGCGCUCGCGGCCAUGAAGAAGAAGCAGGAAGAGAUUGAGGCCGCGAAAGCCGCCGCCGCCGCGGAGGCUCCGGCUCCGGCCGCGAACGGCGGCUCCGCGGACGACAACUCCGGGUCGUCAUCCCCGGAGAAGGACUCUUCCGGGGACGAGGGCGGGAAGUCUGGCGGCGCCGCGGACGGGGACGCGGAGACGACGGACGCCGCGGAUGAUUUACUCGCCGGGUGGUCCGACGCGCGACUCAAGGCGUGGAACAACCGCGCGAACAACGAGAACGCGUAUUACUACAGGUUCAACGCACCCGGGGAGGCGCAGAGCACCGGGGGGUGGUCGACGGAAGAGGCUGAGCUGUUCAUGAAAGUGUUCGAGACCAAGGAGUACGUGUGUCCGGUCCGAAGGGACUACAAGUGGGGCAUGUUCAGCAAGUCCAUCCCGGGGAAGGUCGGGUACCAGUGCAGCAACUACUACCGCACUCUGAUCACGCAAGGGAAGAUGGAGGACCCGAACUACAUGGUCGACGAGGACGGGAAGCUGCGGUUCGGGUUCAAGGACAAAGGGUUCGAACGCGCGCCCGGGGUUCCGAAGCCGCCGAAGCCGCCGAAAGCGCCGAAGGAACCGAAGCCGCCGAAGGAGAAGAAGCCGAAGGCGCCGAAGGCGAAGAAGGCGAAGAAGUCCAAGUGGGGCGACGAGUCCGACAUGGACAAAAGCGACAAGAACUACACGUGCAGCGUCAAGUUCGACGCCGUCCGCAAGAGCAGCCGCGGCGGCGGCGCGAAGAAGUACACGGACGGCGACGACGAGGACGACUUCGACGACGAGGACGAGUCCCCCGUGCUCCCGGGUUUCAUCGAUCCCCUCACGAAGAUGCAGAUCGAGGAGCCGACCAUCUCGCCGUACGGGCACGUCGCCGGGUACGAGACGUGGUGCCGCGUGUUGAGGGACCCGACGACGAAGGACACGUGCCCGUUCACGCGGCAGCCGUUGAAACGCCGCGAGCUCGUGAAGCUGACGCACGAGAACAUCGUGGAGUACCGCGAGAAGAUGGUCGAGACGCAGACGAACUGA